Caenorhabditis bovis is the source of this 687-nucleotide messenger RNA. Lineage: Eukaryota; Metazoa; Nematoda; Chromadorea; Rhabditida; Rhabditidae. The record is from the annotation of a GenBank genome assembly.
AUGGCCACAAAUACAAUACGCUUUGUUGGAAAUCAUGAUAUCGCCGCAGAAGGAAAAUUCCUUUGGGAAAUUCUUGCACAACUGAGAAAUUUUGGAGUUGGACGAAUGGUUACAAAAAAUGAAUGGGGACGAAAGUGGCCGAAUCAGCCAUCGUAUUUAAAAAUUGUCAAAGCGGAACCGGCUAUGGAUCGGUGGCUUUUUGAAGGAAAACUUUAUGCUGAAUGGGUUUUUCGUGGUAGAAAUCUCGGAGUCUAUGAAUUUUCAAAGGAUUUAAAUCGAAGUGACUUUCAACUAAUCCACAAACAUCAAGAAGAAGCCUAUAAGAAAUGUGCGGAACCAAUGAAAGAGAUUGUGUUCCCUGAUUCAUUUCCACUUCCACCACUUCAAGUUCACCUAGCUCAAAAGAAUGCUGCGAAAAACGGUCUUGACGAGAAAACUGUGCCAACACGGGCUCCUCUUACAUUGUGCAUUGACGACGAAUUCAAACACUUGACACCAUUUUUCAAACAGGCGCCCCCAACAAUACUGUCGAAUUCGAUAUAUGAAGAAUCAGACAAAGAUGCUAUUUUGGAUUUGUACGGAAAAGAAUUACCAGUGAAGGUUGAAGCUUGGAAUAUCGGACCAGCACAUUUCAAACCUCGAUUUAAUGCAACUCAGAUGCGCGUUGAAGAGUCUUCCCCAAUGUGA